Suncus etruscus (white-toothed pygmy shrew) is the source of this 942-nucleotide messenger RNA. RefSeq names its product olfactory receptor 9I1-like. The record is from RefSeq and is a predicted model, not a curated record. Gene Ontology annotation, cellular component: membrane. Lineage: Eukaryota; Metazoa; Chordata; Mammalia; Eulipotyphla; Soricidae. The transcript has a single exon. Gene Ontology annotation, biological process: sensory perception of smell; G protein-coupled receptor signaling pathway. Gene Ontology annotation, molecular function: G protein-coupled receptor activity; olfactory receptor activity; odorant binding. Bases 1 to 942 code for a protein of 313 amino acids.
AUGGCCAAAAAUAAUCUCACCACUGUAACUGAGUUUAUUCUCAUUGGCUUCACUGAUUACCCCAAUUUGGAGAUUCCCCUCUUCCUGAUGUUUCUGACUUUCUAUCUAGUUACCAUUAUUGGGAAUAUCGGCAUGGUCAUUCUGAUUCAAGUGGACACCCAGCUCCAUACCCCUAUGUACUUCUUCCUGAGCCACCUCUCCCUGCUGGAUGCCUCCUACAUCUCAGUCAUCACCCCUCAGGUCCUAGUCACACUAGCCACAGGACAAACAGUCAUCUCCUAUGGCCAAUGUGCUGCCCAGUUCUUCUUCUUCACCAUCUGUGCAGGGGCAGAGUGUUUCCUGCUGGCAGUGAUGGCCUAUGACCGCUAUGUUGCUAUUAGCAACCCACUGCUCUACACAGUAGCUAUGAGUCCCAGACUCUGCUGGAGUUUGGUAGUGGGAGCUUAUGCCUGUGCGAUAUCGGGGGCCAUCCUACGGACCACAUGUACCUUCACCCUUUCCUUCUGUAAUGACAAUCAGAUCAACUUCUUCUUCUGUGACCUCCCACCACUCUUGAAGCUCUCCUGCAGUGACACCACAAAUGUGGAGAUUAUCAUUGUCAUAUUUAGCUUUUUGUUUUUGGCCAAUGCCUUUGUCAUCCUGAUUUCCUACGUGCUCAUUGUCAGGGCUAUUCUAAGAAUGAAGUCUUCUGGUGGCAGGGCCAAGACUUUCUCCACAUGUGCCUCCCACCUCACUGCUGUGUCCCUUAUCUUUGGGACACUUGUAUUUAUGUAUAUACGCGGUGGGUCACAAAAGUCCCUAGAAGAAGAGAAGGUGGUAUCUGUCUUCUAUACUAUGGUCAUCCCCAUGUUGAACCCUCUGAUCUAUAGCUUGAGAAACAAGGAUGUGAAAGCUGCCUUUGGAAGGACCAUUGGUCGAUUCCAAGUAUCCCAGAGUAUGUAA